This is a messenger RNA of Serpula lacrymans var. lacrymans S7.9, 1353 nucleotides long. RefSeq lists its product as uncharacterized. Bases 11 to 1036 code for a protein of 341 amino acids. NCBI's taxonomy places the organism in Eukaryota, Fungi, Basidiomycota, Agaricomycetes, Boletales, Serpulaceae. The transcript has 4 exons. Gene Ontology annotation, cellular component: U2-type spliceosomal complex. Gene Ontology annotation, biological process: snoRNA splicing. The record is from RefSeq and is a predicted model, not a curated record. Gene Ontology annotation, molecular function: metal ion binding.
GACCACCAACAUGGCUUCGACAGGCGAAGUCAUAGUGCCAUUCUUCAAGAAGGGAAAGUCAAGACCCACUACAUCUCGCCUCAGAGCCACAUCGCCUCCACCAGCCCCGUUGAAUGUCCCCGUUUCGUCUUCCUCAAAAUCAGAAGUCGUCUUGCCUUCUCGAAAAGCCAACGGCAACCUUCUCAGCGCUGGAACCAAACGUACAUCGUCUCAAAGACAUGAAAUCGACGAUCAAGAUGUCCCAGAAAGAGAGGGUCCAGAUAUCAAGUGGACUGCUUCUGGGUCGCAUGUUAAUGCCGCUUUAGACAUUUUGGCAGGAGACGAGGCAGCUGAGCUUCUCGCGAAACGACAAAGGAAAGAAAAGGCCGAAAAGGGGGACGAGGACGAGGAUAUUCCUGACGACGGGCUUUACAGGGGACAGAAGGCUUACCGGAGCCAUAUCAAGAAAAACCAAGAAGUCCCAAAAGCUAUGCGUGUAGGCCCACAACGGAGCACCAAUACUAUUCGUACUGUAACUAUCGUCGACUAUCAACCAGACGUUUGUAAGGAUUAUAAGGAAACUGGCUACUGCGGUUUUGGAGAUACUUGUAAAUUCCUGCAUGAUCGGGGCACAUAUUUAGCAGGCUGGCAAUUGGAUAAUUUAGCCGCCAAUCCUAAGAAGAAUGUUGAGGACGUAUCCGACUCCGACUCUGACGACGAGGACAUCCCUUUUGCUUGCCUAAUAUGUCGAAAGCACUAUACCGAGCCAAUCGUCACCCGAUGUGGUCAUUAUUUCUGCUCGGCCUGCGCUAUCAAAAGGUUCGCGAAAACUCCGAAGUGUUUGGCUUGUGGCGCUCCCACAGGAGGCAUAUUCAAUAGAGCAGACAAAGUGAUGGACAAGAUAAAUAAGAAGCGGAAGGAAAAGGAAGAGGAAGAGGGUGAAGACGCGGGGAACGCUGGUGCAGACGUAAAGAUCGAGGGUUUGAUAGAACAGGGUAGCGAUGCGGAGGGUGAUAGUGACGAGUCUGAUGACAGCGCCAAUGGAGAUCAAGACUGAGCGAUUUUUGCCUCGUAAUUCUAAAUCGACUCAUGGGGAUUGGUCACUACGCUUUCGUGACUUCCCAAGUUUUAUAUCGCAUUUCGAGUUACGUCCGCCGUGCAGCAUGCGCACAGGCUGUAAUCACACUUCGCACUGAGCUGCAUCUAUCUAACCGUGUUGAGUUUGUUCCUGCACUAAUAACGAUAUGAUUGUUUCCUGCUCAUUGAGUAUAGGACACAACGCUUUGAGCAUGACAACGGAUUGCAUGUGACUACAGAAAAUUGAAUAUUAUCCCACCACAGCAUCCACACCCACAGAAACUAGCGCCUCUAUUC